Molecule: messenger RNA, 455 nt
Organism: Zingiber officinale
Lineage: Eukaryota; Viridiplantae; Streptophyta; Magnoliopsida; Zingiberales; Zingiberaceae
Product: transcription factor bHLH153-like
Exons: 4
Coding region: 26-439 (137 amino acids)
Biological process (GO): regulation of transcription by RNA polymerase II
Cellular component (GO): nucleus
Molecular function (GO): DNA-binding transcription factor activity, RNA polymerase II-specific; protein dimerization activity; RNA polymerase II cis-regulatory region sequence-specific DNA binding
Source: RefSeq, a predicted model, not a curated record
GGGUAGAAGGAGAAGAUGAUGGUGGAUGAUGGCCAAAAUGGUUGAUCACAAAAGAAGAAGAAAUUGCAGUAAUAAUAAUAGUUUUGUCCUGAGAAACUUAGCUGGUGAGGAGAGGCUUAAGACUGACAUCCCUGCCAAGAAGGACAAGGUUGGAGAACGAGUAGCAAAGCUUCAGCAACUGGUUUCACCUUUUGGAAAGACAGAUACAGCCUCUGUGCUUGCUGAGGCCGCUGCAUACAUCAAAUUCCUCCAAGAACAAGUCCAGGUGCUGAGUGCUCCAUAUCUUGAGACAACAAUGGAAGGGAAGAUCGAAUCUGAGAAGGUGCGGUCUCUGCCUCAUGCCGAUCAACUCGAUAUACAAGCUUGCACAAAGCAAUGGAGCAGAUCUGUGGGCACCAGUGAACACAAGGAAAAAAAACAACAAAAUACUGAUGACUGAGAACUUUGGCAACUCA